This is a messenger RNA of Amborella trichopoda, 1273 nucleotides long. Its product is annotated as nifU-like protein 4, mitochondrial. Gene Ontology annotation, molecular function: iron-sulfur cluster binding; iron ion binding. Lineage: Eukaryota; Viridiplantae; Streptophyta; Magnoliopsida; Amborellales; Amborellaceae. Gene Ontology annotation, cellular component: mitochondrion. Gene Ontology annotation, biological process: iron-sulfur cluster assembly. The record is from RefSeq and is a predicted model, not a curated record.
UCUCUCUCUCUGCGGCCUGACUGAUCCCACCCUACAAAUCCAUCAUAAACCCCUCGUAUUGCUCUGCUUCUCUCUCUACCACCAAAACCGACAUCUCUUGUCAUCACUUUCUCAAGUUUCUGGCACAGAAAUUGUCUUUGUUGAUUCAUAGAGAGAAAAUUGCAAGGAAUUGUCGUGAUGAGGGGUGUUGUAAGGUUGUUGAGUAGUGUAGUUAACAGAGAAAGGCAGCAAAUUUUGCGCUCCUCAAUCCGAUGCUUUUCUUCUUCAACCUUUGCUCCUAGGGAUCAUCCUCUUUUUGGUCCUUCUCCCUUCAAAAUAUCUCCUCUCUCACCAUCUUCCACAUGUCAAUGGAACAGCUUGAGAGGGCAGAGGAGGAGCAUGUUUAUCCAGACACAAACAACACCCAAUCCCUCAUCGCUCAUGUUCUAUCCUGGAAAGCCAGUUAUGGAAGUUGGGAGUGCAGACUUUCCAAAUGCUCGAGCUGCCAUGAAUUCACCUCUGGCCAAAUCGCUCUAUGCCAUUGAUGGAGUAUCUCGAGUUUUCUUUGGAUCAGAUUUUGUCACAGUAACAAAAUCAGAAGAAGCUUCUUGGGAUUUUCUGAAACCGGAAAUAUUUGCAGCAAUCAUGGACUUCUAUUCAUCAGGGAAACCAUUGUUUUUAGAUUUGAAUGCUGCCACUUCCACGGAUACUGUGAUUCAUGAGGACGAUUCAGAGACGGUUGCCAUGAUCAAAGAAUUAUUGGAGACUCGAAUUCGUCCAGCCGUGCAAGAUGAUGGUGGAGACAUUGAAUAUAGGGGUUUCGAUCCAGAGACAGGUAUAGUCAUGUUAAGAAUGCAAGGAGCUUGUAGUGGGUGCCCGAGUUCCUCAGUUACUUUGAAGUCCGGUAUCGAAAACAUGCUUAUGCAUUAUGUGCCAGAGGUUAAAGGUGUGGAGCAGGAAUCAGAUCCAGAGGAUGAGGAAUUGAAUAUGACAGCCCAAAUGGAAUGAUGUGAAUCAUGCUCCGCAUCGUGUGUACGAAUAAACUUUGCAUGCAGAUAUUCUCUGUCAAAAUUUACCCCUCAAAUUUUUUACUAUUUAUUGCGAUGGUUGAGGCCAUGUGGGUAAGUGCAUGAGGUUCCAUGAGCUGUUUUUUAUUUUUUCUUUACAUGCUAACAGGUUAGGAAUACAAUGCUUGUUGUUAUGUUGUGGCUCUGCCACCUAGGCCAAAGACCCAUUAUGACAUUCCAUAAACUUUUAUGUAUAGUCGCAGUGUAUUUUCUGCCAUUUGAUUUAA